Messenger RNA from Leptopilina boulardi, 3031 nucleotides. RefSeq names its product protein bride of sevenless (gene boss). Gene Ontology annotation, cellular component: membrane. Gene Ontology annotation, molecular function: adenylate cyclase inhibiting G protein-coupled glutamate receptor activity; sevenless binding. The record is from RefSeq and is a predicted model, not a curated record. Bases 338 to 2950 code for a protein of 870 amino acids. The transcript is spliced from 7 exons. Gene Ontology annotation, biological process: visual perception; G protein-coupled receptor signaling pathway. Lineage: Eukaryota; Metazoa; Arthropoda; Insecta; Hymenoptera; Figitidae.
AAGAGAAAUAGUGUGUUUUUUUUGUUAUCAAUUUUUGUCAAAAUUAUAUCAGUGAAAGUGUAUAGUGUAUUUUAUUUAUUUUUUUUUCUCACCAAAAAAAAAAAGUAGUAAUGAUAAGGCUUAAGUCAGCCGAGGAAGCAAUUGGUUAUAAAGUGUGUGUGUGUUGAAAGUGUGUAUUAUAUCGAUCAAACAGGAAAAGAAAUGGUUGAUAAAAAACAAUUUUUCCCAUUACAUUUGAAAUUUUUCAACAAAGUGAUGAUAAUAAUAAAUUUGUAAAAAAAUUUUUUAAACACGUUAUUUUAUUUUUUUAUUUAAUUUUUUUGUUUUUAUCGCAAAAAUGAAAAAUCAUUUAAAAAACAUGCUUGUUCUAAUUUUUUUGAUCUUGAAUUGUUUAUAUGGCUUCUCGGCCAUUGAAAAUGUCACGUGUGUAAAAAAAAACACGUUUCUGGAAACGAAGGGCAAUGCUAUAAUCUCUGUUUUUGUGGACGCUAAUUACGGUCCGUAUUGCAAUGAUUCAUCAUUAAAAGGUCAUCAACAAGUUUCGACAGCUCUCAAAGUAAUUGAGAUUUUAAAUAAAAAUUCAUAUGUACCAGGAAUGUCACUGGGUAUAAAAAUCUACGACACUUGUCAGGAUAAAAUGCACGUUUACAAAGAAAUUUUAAUAAUGGGAGCAAAUUCAGAAUGCACAUUAGAUUAUAAUUUGGGAAUUUUAAUACCUGAAAUUUAUAAAUCAACACUAGAACCAUUUAUGGAAUAUAAUCUAUUGCCAAUAAGUAAUUAUAAAAUGGAAAAUAUGACAAAGCCAUUAAUUGAUAUUUUGGUAAAUUUUUUAACAACAAAAUACGAAGCCAUUGAUUUAGUAUUGGCAACAUCGCCCUAUGUUCUUGGACGAUUUUUAGAUGUCAGCAAGGACAAUGGACUUUGUGUCAAGAGUUACUUAGGUUUUAGUGAAAUGGGAAACAGUACAGAACGUAUUAUUGUUGCUCUCGGUGGACGGGAUGAAAUUAAAUCUUGGAUUGAACACAGUGACGUGAGUGGAGGUAUUCGAGAAACAUGGAUUGUUUUACCACUUGACGAUUCAAUUUUAGAUGAUGUACUACCCGAGGGAUCCUUUGUCAUAAAUACAGAAGCAUUUACAUCGAGUCAACAACAACAACAAGGAGAAGGAACCUCUUCAUCUUCUCAUUUAGAAGGCACUAGCAAGUCACUAAUUCACUCACCUUACCUCUUGAGUAUCGGCAAGGCCAUUAUCGAGGUCGCCCACGUUCUCCAAAGGCUUCGAGAAGCAACUUGUCCUCAUCCUAUUGGAACCUGCACAUUACCACGUUUUGACCCCAAUACACGAGAGGAUUUAAGUAACUUGGAAACUUACGAAAUUCUCGAAAUCCCACAUAAAUCACAAUUUCUCAAAUAUCACAUACAACAAAAUAUUGAUCAUGAAUAUUUUAUUUAUGCCACCUAUAAAAUUAAUCCCGAAACGCAAAAAAUAACAAUACAAAAAAAUAAACAUUCAAAAAUGCCAAAAUUAUGCACAAAUGAAAAUUUAAUAAAUUGUGAAAAAUGUGCCAAUUUUCAAGAGAGAAACGCUGAUGGCCUAGUGAAAAUUAAUAUCGAUAGAACAAUAUUAAAAUCAGGUAUAUGGAUACCAAUUUAUUUAACAAUAAUGGUUAGUGGAACAUUUGCGUCUAUUGUUAUAUUUAUAUUUAUUAUUUAUCGUUAUAUUAUCGAUGAAUCACUUGAUGGUAAUCCAUUUUUAACAAUUAUUUUAAUUCUCGGUACAAUAUUUAUGUUACAAACAAUAUUACCAUUUUGCAUGAAUGAUGAUUAUAUUGGUGCUGUGCAUUUAAAUUCAAGAAAAAUAUUUAUCUCAACAUUAGGGUUUGGUUUGAUAUUUUCAAUUAUGUUGUCAAGGGCAUUUUUCUUGGCAUUUUCAGUUGGUGGAAUAUUUACUGUUCACAUCAAUGGUUAUCUUCAAUGUUUAAUGGUCUUUUUUAUGUUCGGCGUACAGGUGGUAAUUUCAAGUAUGUACUUUGCCCUCAGUACUAGUGAUCCGUCGGAAAUUUUACGAAGUACCACAUACAUUGCACUAUUAGGCUAUGAUAUAUUUCUUUUGGCAUGCCUCUUGAUUGUCAGCUGUUUUAUAACUCAAAUACAACGAAACUACAACGAGGGAAAAUGCUUUUUUGGAACAGUAAUUGGAAUUUUGAUUGUAUGGACAAUUUGGGUGACAUGUUUCAUUUUAAUGGAUUCAUCUGUACGGGAUAUUAUUGUUGGUUUUGGUAUUAUUGCCACAGCAUAUCUUAUUAUUAUUGGCAUUCUUAUACCACGAACCUAUUACAUGGUAACACAUUUAUCGAGGGAUAAGAAUUUUGUGCAAAGAUUCGAUCCCACUGAUCUUGGACCAGACCCAAGAAUGAACACUAUGGCCAGACAGGCAUUGGAUUUACAGUCACGUCAUCCAUUUUACGAUUAUGUACGACCUAGUGUCGAUGGUAUAAGUAACGCGGGCAAUUUUCGAAUACCAAUGUAUCCUAAUUGUUAUGGCAGUGUCAGCCCUUAUCUCACACAACCCGUUCGUAAUAAUAGAAGUCCCACUGAGCAUCAAAGGACGCCAGGGUACAAUAACUAUGGUUUCCAUCCUGAAAUGCGUGAAGUGGAAAAUGCCUACGUUGUACCUCGUGUCUGCAUUGAAAACACUGAGGGUCGCAGGAGCCCAUUCGAGAGGCAAAAUCUCGACGUCAAUUAUGGAAAUGAUAGAAGAAAAAAUAUGACUCGAGAUGAAAAGGAUUGUAUUGAAACGGAGGUUUAUGUUGAGGGACGCAUCAUUCCUCAAAAGAAGGGACCAAAUGAAAAUUAUCCAUUGAGAUGUACAAGUCCAAGAUUGAAUCAAAUGGAGGCAACAAUACGUGAGGAGGAGGAAAAUGAUAUUUCAAGAAUUACACGAUUUUAAAAUUAUAAUUAUUUUCAAGAAACAAAUUUUCUUUUUUUCUAAAUGUAAUUCAAUAAAAAUAAAAAACAAUCAUUUAUAAAU